This is a messenger RNA of Grosmannia clavigera kw1407, 627 nucleotides long. RefSeq names its product u2 auxiliary factor small. The transcript has 2 exons. Gene Ontology annotation, biological process: mRNA splicing, via spliceosome. Lineage: Eukaryota; Fungi; Ascomycota; Sordariomycetes; Ophiostomatales; Ophiostomataceae. The record is from RefSeq and is a predicted model, not a curated record. Bases 1 to 627 code for a protein of 208 amino acids. Gene Ontology annotation, molecular function: pre-mRNA 3'-splice site binding; metal ion binding. Gene Ontology annotation, cellular component: U2AF complex; spliceosomal complex.
AUGGCUAACUUUCUCGCGUCUAUCUUCGGCACGGAACAGGACAAGGUCAAUUGCUCCUUUUACUACAAAAUUGGCGCAUGUCGCCACGGUGAUCGCUGCUCCCGCAAGCAUGUCAAGCCGUCCUACAGUCAGACGAUCCUCAUGCCCAAUUUGUACCAAAAUCCUGCGAACGUUUCCAACGGCAUGAACGCCUCUCAGCUGCAAAACCACUUCGAUGCUUUCUACGAGGACAUUUGGUGCGAGCUUUGCAAGUACGGCGAGCUGGAGGAGCUUGUCGUUUGCGACAACAAUAACGACCAUCUCGUUGGGAAUGUCUAUGCCCGCUUCAAGUACGAGGAGAGCGCCGCUUCUGCUUGCGACGCCUUGAAUGGCCGUUGGUACGCUGCUCGGCCUAUAUAUUGCGAGCUAUCUCCUGUCACCGACUUCAGAGAAGCCUGUUGUCGACUCAAUUCAGGCGAGGGCUGUGUCCGCGGCGGAUAUUGUAACUUUAUACACCGCAAAAAUCCGAGCGAAGAGCUCGACAAUGAGCUGCAGUUGGCCACGAAGAAGUGGCUGAAACUGCGCGGCCGCGAUGAGCGAAGCGUCAGCCGGUCGCCCUCUCCAGAACCCACCCGUCGGCGAUAUUGA